AUGGCUCCUCACUCCUGGAUGACGUGCGACCAUGUCACUGAAAAUCUGGCACUGGACGGUCCAAAUAGGCUUGCCAAUCCGCGGGCCCGGCCGCCAUUUCCCCCCUCCCCGCCGCAGGGGGAGCUGCCUAGGCCUUGCCGAGGUGGCCCUCAAGGGACGGGACUUCACUGGUGUGAAGUCACAGACUACCUGAAGCCUAUUGCUGAAGAAGAGAGAAGAGUAGAAGCUGAAGAGAAAAAGAAGCGUGAAGAGCUUGAGCGGAUUGCAAAAGAGCUUGCAGAAGCAAGUGAAGAGUCCAUAUUGAAAUGAACAAAAGAUUGGAUCUUAAUUUCACAUAUGGAAAUACAUGGCUGGGCUCUGAACUGUUUGGUGGUUGGUGGACUCUGCAUGCUAUUCUAUCAAUAAAGUAUUUACAACACUUCA
Molecule: messenger RNA, 423 nt
Organism: Pygoscelis adeliae (Adelie penguin)
Lineage: Eukaryota; Metazoa; Chordata; Aves; Sphenisciformes; Spheniscidae
Gene: ATP5ME
Product: ATP synthase, H+ transporting, mitochondrial Fo complex, subunit E
Exons: 4
Coding region: 1-309 (102 amino acids)
Biological process (GO): proton motive force-driven ATP synthesis
Molecular function (GO): proton transmembrane transporter activity
Source: RefSeq, a predicted model, not a curated record